AUUCCAACCCCCCUGUGCAAGGAGAAGUGAUGGAGGGUGCUGACAACCAAGGUGCAGGAGAGCAAGGUAGACCAGUGAGGCAGAAUAUGUAUCGGGGUUACAGACCACGAUUCCGCAGGGGCCCUCCUCGCCAAAGACAACCUAGAGAGGAUGGCAAUGAAGAGGACAAAGAAAAUCAAGGAGAUGAGACCCAAGGUCAGCAGCCACCUCAACGUCGGUAUCGCCGCAACUUCAAUUACCGACGCAGACGCCCAGAGAACCCUAAACCACAAGAUGGCAAAGAGACAAAAGCAGCCGAUCCACCAGCUGAGAAUUCGUCCGCUCCCGAGGCUGAGCAGGGCGGGGAUGAGUAAAUGCGGGCUUACCAUCUCUACCAUCAACUUGUUGGUUUGGUCAUCCAACAAGAAGAAAUGAAUAUGAAAUUCCAGCAAUAAGAAAUGAACAAAGAUUGGAGCUGAAGACCUUAAGUGCUUGCUUUUUGCCCGUUGACCAGAUAACAUUAGAACUAUCUGCAUUAUCUAUGCAGCAUGGGGUUUUUAUUAUUUUUACCUAAAGAUGUUUCUUUUUGGUAAGGACAAACAUGUUUUUUAAGGGAAAAAAAAAGGCCUGGUUUUUCUCAAUACACCUUUAAUGGUUUUUAAAUUGUUUCAUAUCUGGUCAAGUUGAGAUUUUUAAGAACUUCAUUUUUAAUUUGUAAUAAAGUUACAACUUGAUUUUUUCAAAAAAAAGUCAACAAACUGCAAGCACCUGUUAAUAAAGGUCUUAAAU
Arvicanthis niloticus (Nile rat) is the source of this 768-nucleotide messenger RNA. The record is from RefSeq and is a predicted model, not a curated record. Lineage: Eukaryota; Metazoa; Chordata; Mammalia; Rodentia; Muridae.